Molecule: messenger RNA, 1182 nt
Organism: Impatiens glandulifera
Lineage: Eukaryota; Viridiplantae; Streptophyta; Magnoliopsida; Ericales; Balsaminaceae
Product: MLO protein homolog 1-like
Exons: 12
Coding region: 1-1182 (393 amino acids)
Biological process (GO): defense response
Cellular component (GO): membrane
Source: RefSeq, a predicted model, not a curated record
AUGUCUUCUAAGAAAGUAGAGAGGUCUUUAGAGGAGACGCCCACUUGGGCUGUUGCAGUGGUUUGCUUGGUUUUUGUCGCCAUUUCCAUUCUUAUUGAGCAUGGGAUUCAAUAUCUUGAAAAAGUGUUCAAGAAACGACAGAACAGAGGAAUGAUAGAAGCUUUAGAGAAGAUAAAGUCUGAGCUGAUGACAUUGGGAUUCAUAUCAUUGUUGUUGACUGUUGGGACGAGAUUCAUUCCAAACAUAUGCAUUCCUCAGAGUGUUGGACAUUUCAUGCUUCCUUGUGCCAAGAACCACAACAAAAAUGAUUCCAAAAGGAGAAAACUGCUUUCCGUGGCUCAAGAUCAAGUCUUUCGUAGAAUACUAGCCGACAAAGAAGAUGAUGGAACAGGGGAUGUGUGUGGAAAGGAUAAGGAGUCAUUGAUUUCGUACUAUGGGAUUCACCAGCUCCAUAUAUUUCUCUUCAUGCUUGCUAUUGUCCACAUUCUCUAUAGCAUUUCCAUUCUAGCUCUAUCGCAGGCAAAGGUCAAGAAAUGGAAGGCUUGGGAGAUCGAGACAUCCUCUUUAGAAUACGAGUUCACAAAUGAUCCUUCAAGAUUCAGAUUUACUCAUCAAACUUCAUUCAUCAAGCGCCAUGGCCGAUUCUCCACAAUUCCAGGGAUCAGAUGGAUUGUGGCAUUUUUCAGGAUGUUUUUUGGUUCCGUAACCAAAGUGGACUACAUGACCAUUCGACAUGGAUUUAUCAAUGCACAUUUUGCUCAAAAUACCAAAUUUGAUUUCCACAAAUAUGUGAAGAGAUCUAUGCAAGAUGACUUCAAGUAUUCCACUAUGGAUGUUUGCCAUCACAUUGCUGCUUCUGAAUGUAUACAAUUGGUACACGCUUACAUGGAUUGCCCUAGUUCCACUCGUGGUACUUGUAUUGGUUGGGACAAAAAUGGAGAUGGUGAUAAUGGAAAUGGCAGAGCAAAUACAAGAGAAGACGACAGUUAUCAGAGGAGUUCCGGUGGUGGAGCCAAGCAACAGUCUUUUUUGGUUCAACAGCCCUCACUGGAUCUUGAUCUUGAUCCAUUUCACCUCACUACAGAAUGCUUUCCAGAUUGCAUUGUUCUUAUGGAUAUGGGUGGGUGUCUUUUUCUUCUUCUUCUUUUUAUUAAGUUAAUAAUGCAGAGAGAGCUAAAAUAG